Aethina tumida (small hive beetle) is the source of this 1404-nucleotide messenger RNA. RefSeq names its product dnaJ homolog subfamily C member 5 homolog. The transcript has 5 exons. Lineage: Eukaryota; Metazoa; Arthropoda; Insecta; Coleoptera; Nitidulidae. Gene Ontology annotation, cellular component: type Is terminal bouton. The record is from RefSeq and is a predicted model, not a curated record. Gene Ontology annotation, biological process: regulation of neuromuscular synaptic transmission. The coding region runs from base 171 to 848 and encodes 225 amino acids.
GUAAGUUUGUCCGAUCCAUCAAAUAUGUUGAUUAUUGACAUUUCGCACUGAAAAAUGUUGAUUUCAUCGUGAGAAAGCCCAUCAAAAUUAACGUGGUUAGAUCGCCGAGCGAGACACCGAUUGCGAACCGUGCGUUGUAUGUGUUUUGCGACGGCAGGCAAACGUGAAAAAUGGACCCCAGACGAAAACUAUCGACUCAAGGCGACAGCCUGUACGAAAUCUUAGCCCUACCGAAAACGGCGACCGGCGAAGAGAUCAAGAAAACGUACAGACGUCUGGCGCUCAAAUAUCAUCCGGACAAGAACCCGAACAAUGUGGAGGCGGCCGAGAAAUUCAAGGAGAUUAACAGGGCACACACGAUUCUGAGCGACGCGACCAAACGGAACAUCUACGACAAUUACGGAUCGUUAGGACUGUACAUUGCCGAACAGUUCGGCGAGGAGAAUGUUAAUGCCUAUUUCGUAGUCACGUCCACGUGGUGCAAGGCGUUGUUCGUCGUUUGCGGCAUAAUAACCGGCUGCUACUGCUGCUGCUGUCUGUGCUGCUGCUGCAACUUCUGUUGCGGCAAGUGCAAGCCGCGACCGCCCGAGGACACCGGCGACUAUCACACCCUUAACCGCGAUGGCGGACCUAGUGGCGAGCCGGUUGUGACCCAGCCGGGUAAAAGGGACGACAACCUGAGCGACGACGCGGCCCCGAACGCGUCGCGGUCCGGAUCGCCGGUGACGUCGCAGCCGUCGCCUAACAAGGGAACGAACCUGCCGGUGUUCGCGAUGCCGCCACCGCCCGGCAUGGGCGAGAGCGCCGCCCUCAACCAGGGCGACGUGCCCAACUACACGCUGCCGUAAAAACAAAACGGCGGUCGUUACAAUUCUUCGACUUUUCCCCCCAAAAAUAAAAACACCUUAAACGCAAAUAUUUAAUGCAAUUAACAAAUGGGAAAACGAACGGCCACCACUAAUUGAAGUAAUCUCAUUAUUUAGGGUCGGUCACGUUCAUUCCGGUGGUUCUCUAUUUUAUUUCAUUCUUGUGUUAUUGAAUAUACAUAAAUUAUUAAUCUUGUUGUUAGCCUAAGUCAAAGUUUUUGUUCAUGAUGAUGUCACGAAUGCGCCCGAACGAAUUACACUGUUUUGUAAAUUGUUGAUUUCGUGUUUACGGCAACUCUCUGGAUAUAUGUUAUUCUUCCAUGGUGUACAUAAUUGUUUUUAAUAACACGGUUUUCAUUUUUAGCGAUGUUUUAUGAGUAUUUUCUUUCAGUCUGAACGUAUUCAACCUACACUAGCUGGAUUGUUACAAUUAUAAUUAUCGACAUAAUUGUAAUUACGAACUUAUUAAUUAUAGCAUUAGUCAUAGUUAAAUUAUAUGUUAUUGCUGAUAAAAAUCAAUAAAAGUCCAACAAGUAAA